This is a messenger RNA of Cuscuta campestris, 1428 nucleotides long. NCBI's taxonomy places the organism in Eukaryota, Viridiplantae, Streptophyta, Magnoliopsida, Solanales, Convolvulaceae. The record is from the annotation of a GenBank genome assembly.
GCAGCAUCUUCAUCCUGAAUCGCCCAUUGGACCUUCCCGCAGCCUAGUAAUCGCCGAUAGAUCGCGCAGCCUGCUUCUCCUCAUCUCCGGAUGUACGGUAUAAUUUGCUAGAUUUAGUGGAUCUUUUUCUUCGAUAAUACACGGACAGGAGGGAGAGGAGCGGCGACGGAGGAAAAUUGGCGAUUCUUCAGGAGACACAGAGCAGAGACGGAAGGACGGUCGGCGAUCAUUCUUCUUCGGCGAACACACAGACAUCGAGCGAGGAAAGCAGACCAACUGAGACGAGUAGGAGCAGAGGAAUCGCCGAUUCUGUUCUCGACGAGGAUACGUAGUGCAGCGGGGGAGGAAGGAGAUCAGGCCAGUCUCAGGCGAACAGCAGGCUGCGAACGGCAUUUUCCAGCAACUCUCAGGCCACGCAAGGGACUCAAAUUGCUUCGUAAGUUUGUUUCAUAUUGGAGCCUGAUCGAACAUUGGAAAAAGGAGUCUAGGCAUCAUUUGCAUCUGGAGCUUUCUAUGGUACCAUUGCCACAACAUUGACUAAUCCAAUGGAUGUUCUAAAGAGCUCAAUUGUUGCAGCUGCCUACACAAGGAGAUCUCAGGGCGAAGCUGCAAAGAACCCCAACCGAAAAUCAUGGAAACAAAGAACAGAUAUGUAUAUGAGACCAUUUUUGUUGGAUGUUUUCUUUUCAAGGAGGUAUAUCGAGGCGAAAGUGGUGCACCGACCAACCAGCAAGGUCAUCUCAGUGGCUACAACAAAUGCCAAGGACCUCAGGACUACACUGCCAUCACUUUUUGACAAUAACGCAGCCAGGGUUAUAGGGAAGUUGAUUGCUGAGAGGUCAAAGGAUGCUGAUGUAUUUGCAAUGGCGUACGUGCUUAGGAAGAAUGAAAGGAUAGAAGGCAGGCUGGGAAUUAUCCUUGAUACUAUUGCAGAUAACGGUAUUAUCAUUUUAUAGUCUCCAACUUUAAGGGCGUGUUUGGUUGGAGGGGAGGAGUAAUGCACUUCUUCCCCUCGUUUGGUUCAAAAAAAAAAUUGGAGGGGACAAAAGGCAAACGUUUUCCCUUCUCUCCCUGACAACAAACCAAACAGGGAGGAGAUGGAGCAAUAUACUGGGCUGUUUUUGUUGCCGUUGCUUCGAACAAACCGGACAUGGAAACAUAUAAAACCCAAUCCUCUCGCCGAACCAAACACACCCUAGAGAUUUUGAUGGAAAUAAAUAAUCAAGACUCUGUCUUCCAUGUUUUUUUAGUACUUUUUGUUAAGCCCACUUCCAUAGAAGAUUGUCGAUAGUGCUAAGUGACUCCCCUUUUACGUACGUGUAUUUUUUUAACCCAUUUCAAGGUAGUAUUUGUUUGUACAUUCUCAACAUAUUGAAACUCGUAGAGUUACUACAUGCACCGGAGAUCCAACAAAUGACCAAAGCCAUA